This is a messenger RNA of Hippocampus comes (tiger tail seahorse), 2496 nucleotides long. It is a transcript of the gene wnt1, whose product is annotated as wingless-type MMTV integration site family, member 1. Gene Ontology annotation, cellular component: extracellular region. Lineage: Eukaryota; Metazoa; Chordata; Actinopteri; Syngnathiformes; Syngnathidae. The record is from RefSeq and is a predicted model, not a curated record. Bases 184 to 1452 code for a protein of 422 amino acids. The transcript has 5 exons. Gene Ontology annotation, molecular function: cytokine activity; frizzled binding. Gene Ontology annotation, biological process: multicellular organism development; canonical Wnt signaling pathway; cell fate commitment.
UUAAGUAUCCCUCCCUCCAAUCCUAUUGAAAAGGCUCCGAGGAAGAGAGAGAAAAAACACAGAGAUGUGAGCAGCAAAUCCCUUUUUUAUUCCUCCUCGUAGCACUCAAUAAGAGAAGAAUGCGUUGCCUAUCUGCUGUCACCGCCGAGGGGAUCAAGUCGGCGGGACUGUCCCACGCGCUCCAUGCACCGCGCAGAGCAUCAUUCGGAGGGACACAGUGAGGAGCAGUGCAGCAUCCUCGCAUGCGUGGACUCGUCGACAUCACCCUGCAACCUGUCUCACCUCAACAGCUCACAUUCGGCUCAAUUAACUUAUCGUCGGACUGUGGGUGACAGUACGAUGAGGAACUUGGCGCUUCUGCUCGGAGUAAAAGCCGCCUGCAUCCUGCUGGUGUCGUCGCUCUCCGGCACCGGGGCAGUCAACAACAGUGGCCGCUGGUGGGGCAUUGUCAACGUGGCCUCCUCGUCCAACCUUCUCACCAACUCCAAGAAUGUGCAGUUGGUCCUGGACCCGAGCCUGGCCCUACUGAGUCGCCGGCAGCGUCGACUGAUUCGGCAGAAUCCUGGCAUCUUGCACGCCAUCACGGCUGGACUGCAGACAGCCAUAAAAGAAUGCAAGUGGCAGUUCCGUAACCGCCGCUGGAACUGCCCGACCACCCACAGCCCAGAGAUAUUUGGCAAAAUUGUCAACCGUGGUUGCAGAGAGACAGCCUUUGUGUUUGCUAUCACCAGCGCGGGGGUGACCCAUGCGGUGGCUCGAUCAUGUUCAGAAGGGGCUAUUGAAUCGUGUACGUGCGAUUACCGGCGCAGGGGUCCCGGGGGGCCAGACUGGCACUGGGGGGGCUGCAGUGACAACGUUGACUUCGGCAGGAUGUUCAGUCGGGAAUUUGUGGACUCCAGUGAGAGAGGGCGAGAUCUGCGCUACCUCACCAACCUGCACAAUAACGAGGCCGGAAGAAUGACAGUGUCCUCAGAGAUGCGCCAGGAGUGCAAGUGUCACGGUAUGUCAGGCUCUUGCACCGUGCGGACCUGUUGGAUGCGCCUCCCAAGCUUCCGGGCUGUGGGAGAUUUCCUGAAGGACCGUUUUGAUGGGGCCUCCCGAGUUGUUUACGCCAACAAGGGCAGCAAUCGCGCGUCCCACAGGGCAGACCCUCGCCACCUGGAACCAGAAAACCCGGCUCACAAACCCCCUUCCGCGAUGGACCUGGUCUAUUUUGAGAAAUCACCAAACUUCUGCUCCUACAAUGGCAAGAGUGGCACUUUGGGAACUUCGGGUAGAACUUGCAACAGCACUUCUCCAGGUCUGGAUGGAUGUGAGCUGCUGUGCUGUGGGCGUGGGUUUAAGACCCGGGCCGAGAGUGUUACGGAGCGGUGUAACUGCACAUUCCACUGGUGCUGUCACGUCAGCUGCCUGAACUGCACCAGUACUCGAACAUUACACCAGUGUCUAUGAUAAUGGAGGCGGCGGAGGUGUUUAGUUAGAAGCAGAACUUGUUAGAAAUGAAGUAGCUGGCAGAGAAAGUCACAAAUACUGUAAACAGAUGGUUGCUUGGGGUAAACUGACAGGGAAUCUUAUCAACCCAAAAAGUCCAUCAGUGGACAAAAGCACAAACGUAUCAACAGGGUAUAGAAGACUAGAAAUGCUUAUUUCUUACACUUAAUGUUGAAAAGUAUUCUGAAAAGAGAAUGGGAGUGGAGGGUGAAUAUCGUGAGUCAGGCAAAAACUUGACAGUCGUAUUUGUUUCUAUGUACUUGGAAAGGGUUGUUCCUUCUUUUCCAAAUGUUUCAUUUCUUUGACUGAAAUCACUUGGUCGCAGCCCACUUGAACAAAUUCAUAUGGAGUAGCACCUCCAGUUUAGUCCGGAUCUGAUCGCUGCAACACGGACCAAAUGUUAAAUGACUGGGACAGGUGAGCACCAAGGAAAACAGGAACUAAGUAAAUGGGAACAAACUGAAGCGUUGUGUGAAAAUGUGACCCCCGCACAAUCACAAUGUGUUUAAAAUGAGCCCCGAAUCGACACUCUAGCGAACCAGACCAGUUCCAAAUGGGCAAAAACGGAGAAUACUGGGUGCUUUCUUUAUUUUAAAGAAUUAAUCCGACAUCAUAUAUUGUGCAUCAGCUAAGAGAACCAAAAUGUUGUAAAUAUCGAAAUAGAGGAAUAUAUUUAUAAUGAAGUCAUUGCUGAAUGAUGUCUGCACCUGUCAAUGCUGGAGAAAAUGUCCCUACCUUCACUGUCACUGUUUUGUAUUCUGAUCAUUUCCGGAGUGACGUAGCUGUCACAGAAAUUUUACAAAGAAGAUUCAGUCACAUUGCCGCUUAUUGUGUUUUGCCAUGCACUGAAUACACGCCUGUUUUUAUCAGUGUAAAUAUACAAAUAUUUAUUUCUAAUGGGUUUAUACUGCGAUAGUAAGAUGCGAAUAGGGAAUACAAGUGAUGUAGCUGGCAGUUGUUUUUUGCAUUGUAUGAUAGAACAAUAAAGUCUAUAUUUUUCAAUUA